Durio zibethinus is the source of this 2290-nucleotide messenger RNA. NCBI's taxonomy places the organism in Eukaryota, Viridiplantae, Streptophyta, Magnoliopsida, Malvales, Malvaceae. The record is from RefSeq and is a predicted model, not a curated record.
GCACGGCAAAUUGGCAAAUUUGCAAAUGCAAGAAAACCCCAAUCCCAAGUCCUAACUCAUCGUCUCACAGCUGAACAGAGGCAGCGAUUCAGCGAUUCGCAGUCUCAUAAAAAACCCAAAUCGCUUUGUUUUUCUCCUUCUGACUUCUCAUAAUACUCAACAUCAAUCACAUUCCUAUUCCUAUCAUGGCGGAAAUGACAUCACCACCUCUCUCUCUGUCUCUCUUUAUAGCCCCACAAAUGUGGGGAUAAGAUAAGUUGUUUUGUCGGCAAUCCACCAGAUUCGGGAUACAUACGUACAUAUAUGCGUUUAAAUAUACGCUUACGUGGUGCUGUAUUCCAACGUAUAAGGUGUUGGAGGUGUUAUUUGAGCAGUUCAUAUAUUUUCUUCGCUGUUAUUUGAAACUCUUGUCAUCAAUCUUCAAGCUUCUUCAGCUUCCUCCUUCGCCUCCUUUGCCGACAAAAAAAAAAAAAUGUUUGACAAAGACUUUUUCACUGAAUAUGGCGAAGCAAGUCAAUAUGAAAUAAAGGAAGUAGUUGGCAAAGGAAGUUAUGGUGUCGUUGCAUCUGCAAUAGAUACUCACACUGGAGAGAAGGUAGCUAUUAAGAAGAUGACCAAUAUCUUUGAGCACACCUCUGAUGCAACACGCAUUCUUAGAGAGAUCAAACUCCUACGGCUACUGCUACACCCUGAUAUAGUUCAAAUAAAACACAUAAUGCUUCCUCCAUGUAGAAGAGAAUUUAAAGAUAUAUUUGUUGUUUUUGAGUUGAUGGAAUCUGAUCUUCACCAUGUUAUAAAGAUAAAUGAUGAUCUAACCCCUGAACAUCAUCAAUUUUUCUUGUACCAGCUUCUUCGGGGUCUAAAAUACAUUCACACAGCACAUGUUUUCCAUAGAGAUUUAAAGCCAAGAAAUAUACUUGCUAAUGCGGACUGCAAAUUGAAGCUUUGUGAUUUUGGACUCGCUCGGGUAUCAUUUACUGAUGUUCCUUAUGCUAUUUUUUGGACUGAUUAUGUGGCAACUCGAUGGUAUCGUGCUCCUGAAUUGUGUGGUUCAUUUUUCUCCAGGUACACCCCUGCUGUUGAUAUUUGGAGUGUAGGAUGUAUAUUUGCUGAGUUGCUGACAGGAAAACCUUUGUUUCCUGGGAAGAAUGUGGUGGAUCAAUUGGAUCUUGUGACUGAUUUGCUUGGCACUCCUUCUUCUGAAACAAUUGCAAGGAUUCGAAAUGAAAAAGCUAGAAAGUAUUUGAAUAGCAUGAGAAAAAAGAAACCAAUUCCUUUAUCAAAAAAAUUUCCAAAUACAGAUCCAUUGGCCCUCAAUUUACUUGAGCGCCUGAUUGCAUUUGAUCCUAAUGAUCGUCCAUCUGCUGAAGAGGCAUUAGCUGAUCCAUAUUUCCAUGGAUUGGCAAAUGUGGACAAUGAACCAUCCAUGAAACCCAUUUCAAAAUUUGAAUUUGAAUUUGAAAGAAGGAAAUUGGCGGAAGAUGAUGUCAGAGAGCUAAUUUACAGAGAGAUAUUAGAGUACCAUCCACAGAUGCUUCAGGAGUACCUUCAAGGCAAAGAUCAUAUUAACUUCAUGUAUCCAAGCGGAGUUGAUCAGUUUAGGCGACAAUUUGCCUGUCUUGAGGAAUAUGGCAAAAAUGAAAGGGGCAUUCUACUUCAGAGGAAAUAUACAUCUUUGCCUAGGGAGCGAGUCUGCAAUGACGAUACUGAUCACAUUGAUCAAUCAAAAAAACGUACAGUGGCUUCCGCUACUCGUGCAACACUUCAAAGCCCUACAAAAUUGCAAGGAUCUGGGGAAUUGGAAUAUGCAAACCAGCAUGUGUCAGGGAUUCAGAAAGCCUCUGGCAAACCUACUAGCAGUGCCCCUCGCCUGUUGAAAAGUGAUAGCAUCAGUGCUUCAAGGUGCGUGGGUGUCAUUCGAAAACCUAGCAAGGUGCACAAUGAAGUACAAAAAGUGGUAGCUUAAUGUGUUGUUAACAGCGUCCCACAAAGAUAGUCUGCAGUAGCUGUUCGGGACACACAAAAAAGGGUAUGACUUCUGAUUUAGAAGUUAUUUAAGGGAGUUAAUCUUGUGGUCACGAAUUGGGCGAUUGCUGUAAAGAUACGCAUAUUUGCAGUCACUCGAUGUUAAAUGGUUCACUAGGAUUCAGCUACACCUUCACAAGAUUCAAGCAAUUCAAUUACAGGCACAUUUUGACAUUUUUGUUGUAAUGUGAAACCAAGAUCAGAUUAACAAACAUGAAACAUGCAAUUCUACCUCAACUGGUGGCAUAUAUGGACGCAUUCAGAG